Messenger RNA from Oncorhynchus mykiss (rainbow trout), 6559 nucleotides. The record is from RefSeq and is a predicted model, not a curated record. Lineage: Eukaryota; Metazoa; Chordata; Actinopteri; Salmoniformes; Salmonidae.
CUCUCACACAGUCCCACACAGCGCAUGUUACGGUGUGGUCGCCACGGGACCAAAACCGUGGAGAAAAGAGGAGAAGUUGAGUCUUGUGCUUCAACACUCUUAGUUAUUGCGGAAAUUGACCCACUAUGCUGUUUACUUUCUGCAUCUACGUCAUAUCGCUGAGUCUACCUUUAAUAAUUAUAAUAAUAUCAUUCCAUGAAUCCACCAAGUGUUUAAAGACUUUUACAUAAAGUGUAACACAUUGGAGCCACCCCACAGUACUAAUACAAACCAGGUUUGGUGGGUGAAUGGGACGUUUAUUUAGACUUGGGCCUCUGUUCCAUACCUGGAGCCAUGAACCCAGCAGUUGUAGUCGCUCAGGGAGAGCCACGCCCAGCUAGUCAGAAAAACUGUUGGAUUGUGGAGAUGGAGAGGAGUGUUGAGCGAAGGGGCACACGAUGGUGGCAGAAUGUAGGGUAGACUUCAGACCAUAUCAUUAGAAAUAUAUCAGAAUGUUAACAUACAGUAUAUAACCAUAGUAUUUCAAGUGUCAAGGUUUUAAUGUCACGUUCACAAGUACAGUGAAAUGCCUCUCUUGCGAGCUCCAAACCCAACAAUGCAGUAAUCAAUAUCAAUGUAGCACAAAAAAUAACACAAGGUAGAACAAAAACACACAAGAAAUAAAAAUAAGAAAUAAGAAGACCAGGAGAAAGUAAGUAAUCAUUCUAUCUAUAUGCAGGGUCAGUUCCAGUAGCAUAUUUACAAUGUGCAGGGAUACUGAGUGAUAUGUAUAGGGGUAGCAACGACCAUAUUUUGACAUAUUCCAAUGAGACCAUCUCAUGGUCAGACCAUGCGAGAGAUGGCACAAUUAUUUGAUAAUGUUGAGACUUUUAUAUUCUGCUGUGGAUUUUGGAUUUGUCAAUGGUGGAGGGAAUAGGGGAGGGGGAGAAAGAGUAGAGAUAGACAGAGGGGAGAGAGCUAACCUCUCCAAUGUAGAUGAAUGAUGUUUCAUUUCCUCCAUGUUCCCUAAUCCUGGUCUGUGUUGUGUAGAACAGAUGUCUGGAUAACAUCCUCACACAGCAAGGAGGCACGCAGGCCUCUCUCUGGAUCUCAGACUGGCUUUAUCCACACUUUACCCAGCCCCCAGUCACCUGGAACCACAGGAGAACCAUUAGAUAACCACCAGGUAACCUCCUGGAAAAAAUGUAUGAAUUACUGACCUCACGCCAGUGUGCCACAGAUGUCAACGAGUGCUCGACUGCUAACGGCGGCUGUGAGGGACAUUGCUGCAACACCAUUGGAAGCUUCUACUGCAAGUGCCCCGGGGGCAGUCGUCUGGGCCUGGACGGAAAGGCCUGUCAGGAUGUCAAUGAGUGUGAGGAGCUGAAUGGCGGCUGCCAGCAGACCUGUGUGAACACGGCAGGCUCCUACCACUGUGAGUGCAGUCAGGGCUUUCGCAUGCACACUGACGGAAGGACCUGCAUUGCUGUGAACUCCUGCUCAGUGAAGAAUGGCGGCUGUGAACACAAGUGUGUGGACAUGGACAACAACCACUACAAGUGCGAGUGUCGUAGGAACUACCAACUGAAGAGGGAUGGGAAGCACUGCGAGUUUAGGGACCCCUGUGUGGACAGGAGUGCAGGCUGUGUCCAGCUGUGUCAUUUUGUGGAUGGUCGAGCAGAGUGCAGCUGCAGACCUGGGUACUCGCUGGCCGAUGACCGCCAGGGCUGUGAGGACAUAGAUGAGUGCAGCUCAGGCCAGGCCAUAUGUGCCCAUCGCUGUGUCAACACCCGGGGCUCCUUCAGCUGUGUGUGUAACCCUGGCUUUGAGCUGGGCGCUGACGGCAAACAGUGUUACCGUAUUGAGAUGGAGAUCGUGGACAGCUGUGAGAAGAACAACGGAGGAUGCUCCCACCACUGUGAACACACCACCAACGGACCCCUCUGCUCCUGUAAUCAAGGAUACCAACUGGCUGAGGGCAGGAAGACUUGUGUUGACAGUGAUGAGUGUGAGAGUGGGGAGGCGUGCUGCAGUCAGUUCUGUAAGAACAACCCAGGGGGCUAUGAGUGCAGCUGCCAGGCUGGUUAUAGGCUCCACGCAGACGGCUGUGGCUGCAAUGACAUUGAUGAGUGCCUGGCAGAGAGUUCUGUCUGUGAACACUACUGUGUGAACACCCCGGGGACCUACGAGUGUUUCUGCAGACUGGGCUUCCGUCUGGACCACGACCACAGAGCCUGCAUCCCGCUGUACGACAGUGACCUGGAUGACGAUGAAGAGGAGGAUGAUGCAGAUGAGGAUCUGGAAGUGCACAGGUUGCCAGAUCUGCUGUUCCGACGGCCCCCUCAGCUCCUGCAGUACACUGCAGCCCUGCACUCACCCUAUGGUGAAGACCAGGAGGAAGAGGCACAGAGAGGGGAACUCACCCUGGUCAGCCACAUAGUGUGUCUAGAUGAUUCCUUUGGGGAUGACUGUGGUGUGAGCUGUGCUGACUGUGAGAACGGAGCAGUGUGUGGUGCGGACAGAGAAUACUGUGAAUGUACACCUGGAUGGACUGGCGUCAUCUGCAACGAGACUUGUCCAGUGGGGACCUAUGGACAGGCCUGUAACAGCCUAUGUCGUUGCCAGAACGGGGGCUCCUGUGAACCAGUAACCGGGAGGUGUGUUUGCCCACCGGGGGUGCAGGGCCAGCUCUGUGAGGACGGUUGCCCACAAGGAUACUUUGGGAAACACUGUAGGCGGAGGUGUAACUGCCCCAACAACGGCCGCUGCCACCGUCUCUAUGGAGCCUGCUUGUGUGCCCCAGGGCUGUACGGGCGCUACUGCCACCUGUCUUGUCCCAGGUGGACUCACGGUGUUGGCUGCUCUGAGGAGUGUGACUGUGAUCUGGAACAUUCCCUGGGCUGCCAUCCCAAGAACGGGACCUGUCUGUGCAAACCUGGCCACCACGGCUCUCAGUGUCAGCAAGAGUGUGUUCCAGGGUUCUAUGGUAGUGGCUGUUGGCAGCAGUGUGACUGUACAGUUGGGGAGACCUGUGACCCUAGGAGUGGAGAGUGCACCCGGAGGUGUCCUGCAGGGCUCCAUGGGAACUUGUGUCAGCUGGCCUGCAGUGCUGGUCAGUUCGGGGAGAACUGCCUCCGGACGUGUGUGUGUGGAGGAGAACCCUGUGACCCCAUGACAGGAGAGUGUAUCUGCCCUGUUGGGAAGACAGGAAAGGCCUGUCAACAAGUGUGUCCAACAGGGUCCUAUGGGCCAGGCUGUGUGAGCACCUGUGUUUGUCACCCUGAUGCCAGCUGUGACCAUGUCACCGGACACUGCAUCUGUCCCCCGGGCCGAACAGGACACGUCUGCACUAAGCCCUGUGAGGAGGGGUCCUGGGGCUCUGGGUGCUCCAACAGGUGCCAGUGUGCAGACCGAGCCCUGAGUUGUGAUGCUGUGACUGGACGCUGUGUGUGUGAGGCUGGCUUCACUGGAGACCACUGUGAACAGAAGUGUGUGGAGGGCAGCUAUGGUUUGGGCUGUGCCCUUGACUGUCAAUGUCAGCACGGGGCUCUGUGUGACCAUGUGAGUGGAGCCUGCACCUGCUCCUCUGGAUGGACCGGAAGUUUCUGUGAGAAAAUGUGCCCGGACGGGUUUUACGGUCUUGACUGUGGCCAGAUGUGCGAGUGCAGGAACGGUGCCCACUGCCACCACAUCACAGGAGCCUGCCUCUGCACCCCUGGCUGGUCGGGACCACACUGCAUUCUGGCCUGCCCUGAGGGUGGUUUUGGGAAGAACUGCAGCCGGAGCUGUGAGUGUCAGAACGGGGCCACCUGUGACCACGUCAGCGGCCGCUGCAGCUGUGGAGCCGGAUGGACCGGAGCCAGCUGCCAAGAGGCCUGUUCUGCUGGGAGGUAUGGAGAGGACUGUUCCCAGCUGUGUAUGUGCCAGCAUGGAGGCUUCUGUGACAGCGUGACUGGCCAGUGUUCCUGCCCCAGAGGGUGGACCGGAGCAGCCUGCGAGCUGGACUGUGGGGAGGGGCACUAUGGAGAGGGGUGCGCACAAACCUGCAGCUGUCAGAACGGAGGGACAUGUGACAGAGUGACUGGGGGGUGUAGCUGUCCCCCUGGCUGGACUGGAGAGCACUGUCAGACAGCGUGCCCAGGCGGUCUCCAUGGAAAAGGGUGUGAGCAGAGGUGUCAGUGCGACCACGGGACAAGCUGCCACCAUGUGACAGGCAGGUGUGAAUGUCACCCAGGAUGGAGAGAGGCCCGGUGCGACAAACCCUGCCUGCCUGGGGUCUACGGUGCUUCCUGUGCCCAGCGGUGUCAGUGUCAGUCUGGGGUGUCCUGCCACCACGUUACUGGGACAUGUGGCUGCCCUGCUGGUCUCACUGGGAACGGCUGUGAGGAGAUGUGUCGAGAGGGAUCAUAUGGGCCAAACUGCAAGGCCAGAUGUAAGUGCAACAAUGGCGGUCGCUGUGACACUAAAACAGGGACCUGUGAGUGCCCACCUGGCUUCCUAGGAGCUGACUGCAGCAUUGGUUGUCCGGCUGGGCGCUAUGGGAAGGACUGUGCCCGUCUGUGUUCCUGUGGGGAGAGAGGGCAGUGCCACCCUGUGACUGGGAGGUGUAUCUGCGCCCCAGGCAAAAUCGGGCAGUCCUGCCAUCAAGCCUGCCCUAGGGGGCGCUAUGGCCUGCAGUGCAGGAACACAUGUGUGUGUCAGAACGGCGCGCUGUGUGAGCCCAGGGACGGGAGCUGCAGGUGUGGGCUGGGCUGGAUGGGACCACGCUGUGAGACAGCGUGUGUCCAGGGGAAAUAUGGACCGGACUGUGCACUGGACUGUCCCUGCCAGAACAACGGGACAUGUGACCGCUUCACUGGCUGUUGCAGCUGCACGGCCGGACACUACGGACACUCUUGUGAACACUUGUGUCCCUCAGGCUUCUUCGGACAGAACUGUGCCCGUCCGUGUGUUUGCCGAACGGGACAGACAUGUGAUCAUGUGACGGGCCGGUGUGUGUGUCUGCCUGGCUACCAUGGUUCCCAGUGUCAGAGACGGUGCGAGGUUGGCAGGUUUGGGGAGGGCUGUCAGCAGUCAUGUGACUGCGUCGGGGGAGCCCCCUGUCAUCCAGCCACGGGACAGUGUCUCUGCCCCCCGGGGAAGACUGGACAGAGAUGUGAAAAAGACUGUGGAGGAGAUCGUUUUGGUCCUGGCUGCUCCCUGCAGUGUCAGUGUUCCCAUCAGGCCCAGUGUGACGCUCGUAACGGCCGCUGCCUGUGUCCUGUUACCUGGCUGGGCCCCACAUGCACAGAAGGACGACUAGAGACUGCAGAGGUCCCAGCAUUGGGCUUCUCUCCCUCCCUGAAGGGGCCGUCUGGUCUCUCCCACUCAUAGCGCCGCUGGAGGCCCCACAUCCCAAACUAGACGUCCCAAAUACCCCCGCCAGAUGUCUCAAACACUGAACAAGGUGCCCUAAAUAUGCAAUCAGGGGUCCUGGGGCGUCAUGGGAUGGCUGUGUACAGUUGGACAGAUGGACAAAGGUAUACAGCCAGAAGGUGAUUCAGGUCUGGACCAGACACACAAGAUAUUGUAUUCUUAUGUCUACACCUGUAUUCUGCACAUUUGGUUGAGAAAUGUGCAUUGGCUUUUUGUGAGCCUGCAGAAAGGUGCAGAAUGCCGGUAUAGUUAGAGAGAGAGCAGGCUACACAAGGACCUGGAACAUUGAUGUGCUGCUGGGCGGUAGACAUUGGAACGCGCCCUACCUGAUUGUCUCAGGACUGGACCUCUGCCCCAAGUCAACUGGUCUAGCCUGUCAUUAACCACAGGCCAAAUGCUUCCUGGACAUUCAUAACGUCUCUGUCCUCACCCCAAUGCAGCUUUGUGCAGCCUAGUACACAGGGGCGGGCAACUACGGUGCUGGAGGGGCACAGUGUGUGCGGACCAUCACUAUCACACAUGAUUCACAAAGACCAUGAUUCGGUGAUUAGUGGAAUCAGGUGUGUUAGAGCUGGGCUGGAACAAAAGCCGGCACCCUCCUCUUGCUUACCCAUGGCCUACCCUCAGAGUCAUUGGUCAGACUGACAUGGGAGCAACAGCCAUCACUCCCGAAGUGUCCACUGGUACUGUCUCUCCGUUGAAUGGCACUCUGUAAUUUUCUCAUAUCGUAUACAGUGAGACUAUUUUGUGUUGUAUUUUACUGGUUUCUUUUGACAGCGCGUGCCUGAUUGCUUGUCAUAAAGUGUUAAUAUAUUUUAUUUUGAAAUUGCUUUUGGUUGUAUGUUUGAUAAGAUCACUUACUGUACUAUCAGAUCAAGGAAAUCCACGUAUCAAUUCAUUACUGCUGUUACUGUCUGUUAUUGUAAGUGUGUCAGUUAAAUGCCACUAUGACCUAUAGAAGUCUGUUUUAGCCAAGUAAUCAGUAUAUUUUCAUGUAGAAGGGUUUUGAAAAUAUUACAAAGCAUUUGAACUGUACCUCAGGAUACUGCAAUUCAUACCACUCAUAACAUGUACUGUACUAUGUGCCUGAUGGCAGGCUUUAUGUAAAUGGUGCUAUUUUGAUACAUGAUUUUUUCCUUUAAAUUCUCUUUUUGCUAAUGUGGUA